UAUCCAUCAAUUACAAGUUGAGAACCACUGAUCGAAUCUAUUCGACCACUACCUCAGACGGACAGAAAAUAAUUUUUUUUUUUUUUUUGAGUUGAGUUUACGUGGUUACCAUUGUGUCUUGCAAUUAUAUGUGUGUCUGACUAAAUAACUCUUGAAUUCAUCGAAAACAACAACAACAACAACGACAUCGACGACGACGAUAAUAAAAAAAAAAAUAAUAACGGCAACAAGGCGAUCCUGUUGUGUGUGUAUCCACAACAUCGAACAAUAACUUUUACAUUCAAACGUAUCAUCAUCAUCAUCAUCACUGAGACAAUCGUAAAAAAUCCACCGAACGUAUCUUAUUUUUUUAAUGGACAAACCAGCUUCUUGUGGAUGAAUCAACGAUAGCCAGACGAUAAUCAAACAACUGUUCCAACAACAACAAGUGAACAUCUUUUUUAAUCAUCAUCAUCAUUAUUAUAUGCAUACACAUUCCGAUUUUGAUUCUGAAACGAAAACAAUCACAAAUAGUGAGUAGUAACGUUUAAUCUCUAUAAAAAUGGCUAACAUGUUGAAUGUGCAGGAGCUACGCCGUAACGUGAUCAAUGUGGUGAAAAAUUAUUCCGAUGCACAAGUCAAAGUACGAAAAGCAACAUCGAAUGAACCAUGGGGUCCAUCGGCAACGUUGAUGGCCGAAAUCGCUGAUCUUACCUAUAAUGUUGUUGCAUUUUCAGAGAUUAUGCAAAUCAUUUGGAAACGAUUGAAUGAUCAUGGUAAAAAUUGGCGUCAUGUUUAUAAAGCAUUGGUGUUGUUGGAAUAUUUGAUUAAAACUGGUUCGGAAAAAGUGGCCCAACAAUGUCGAGAUAAUUUAUUCGCCAUACAAACUCUCAAGGAUUUCCAGUACAUGGAAGAAAAUAAAGACCAAGGUCAAAGUAUUCGUGAAAAAAGUAAAUUGCUUGUUAAUCUGCUUAAAGAUGAGGAAAAAUUAAAAGUAGAAAGAUCACGUGCCCUUAAAGCAAAAGAACGAUUCUCUCAAUCCAUGUCUUAUAUGGGUGAACGUAGUGAUAAUGGUGAACAAGCUUUUCGUGCUUCAACUAGUUAUCCAGAAUCAUUAUCGCAUAACGAAACAUCGUCACGUGCUUUGAAUUCUGAAUUGGAAUCAGCACGACCUCAGACUGCAGGUGAAGAAAAACUUCAACUUGAAUUGGCGUUAGCCAUGAGUAAAGAGGAAGCCGAACAAGAAGAACGUUUACGUAAAAACGAUGAUCUUCGUCUAAAAUUGGCGUUAGAAGAAAGCGAGAAGAAUCGACUUAAAUCUGGCGAUGUUGGCGAAACUUCUCAUCAAUCAGCUGUCGAUGAACUGCUCAGUCUGGCUGGCCCAAGCACCAGCAGCCGUGUCAAUGAUCCAUGGUCUUCGACAUCAACACCAGCCACAGCGCCUAUAUCACAGUCAUCCACAUCAGCCGGUUCGUUGUUGCCUUCUCCACCGAUAAAUAGCAAAAGUCAUAGGGUGGUAACAAAUCAUCAACAGAAUGAUCCUUGGUCUACAGUACAGCCUACCGGUUCGAAUUCCAUGGAUUUUGAUAACUUGAAAUCGAAUAGUUUGGCUUUCGAUGAUCCAUGGUCGACAACAUCUUCAUCACAGGCUCCGGUUAUUGCUUCCAAUGAUCCAUGGUCAUUGAAUACUACUGCUAUUGGUCCGAAUGUUGCAAGGAAUGAUCCCUGGAAUUCCCCAUCUUCAUCAGCCACAUUGGACAAAAAAUCAUUUGAUGGAUUGCCUGAACCAGUAAAGACAUCGACAACAACUCCAAUUCGUCGUACACCAGAAAGUUUUCUUGGUCCAAAUUCAAAUCUGGUAAAUUUGGACGCAUUGGUCAGCAGUAGCAAAUUGCAAAGUUCUACAUCACCGAACAACAAUCCAUUUGCAUCGGCCGUUCCACAACCAGUAAUGAAUCCGUUCCAGGCUAAUAAACCAUCCCAGCCAACCAUUAACGAAUUACGAGCACAAACACAAGGCAGUGGAAUGUUGAUUGGAUCGGCACCAAUUCUCAUAUCGUCAUCACCAUCAUCAUCAGUCAAUACUACUGUGCCCUUUUCUUCAUCGUCGUUCCAUCAAACCAGCAACAAUUUUACGACGUUACCAUUGUAUCCACAAUUGCCGCAAUUGUCAUCUUCGUUACACAGUAGUAGCCAACAGAAUUCUGUAUGGGGAAAUUCAAAUAAUGGCCAAUCGUCUGCCUUUACAUUGUCAUCACCAAAUAAUCCGUUUGCAAUGUGAUCCCACACACACACACACACACACACACACACACAAAAAUACACCUCUCUCUUGCUAGGCAUUUCCUUUCCCUUUUUUCACCUUUAGUUGCAUUUUUUUUAUCGAUUCGAUUUGACCAGUGAUUUAUUAUUGAUGAUGAUGAGAGAGAAAGAGAAACAAAAACGUUUUACCUCUGACUGUAUAUAUCGAGGACAAAACAACUUGACUUAUCAUCGAUGUAUGAUUUAUUCUCUUUAGACAAUAACAAUGAUUUUAUUUAAUGAAACGCAGCACACACACACACACACACACACACUGACCUAUGUAUUACACACAACGGAAUGAAGGCUAAAUGUAAUGACUUUUUCAUAAUUUGGUAAUAAAUUCAAUCUUGAUAUCUUCA
Messenger RNA from Dermatophagoides farinae (American house dust mite), 2642 nucleotides. RefSeq names its product epsin homolog lqf (gene lqf). Lineage: Eukaryota; Metazoa; Arthropoda; Arachnida; Sarcoptiformes; Pyroglyphidae. The record is from RefSeq and is a predicted model, not a curated record. Gene Ontology annotation, biological process: endocytosis. Gene Ontology annotation, cellular component: endosome; clathrin vesicle coat; plasma membrane. Gene Ontology annotation, molecular function: phospholipid binding; clathrin binding.